Eruca vesicaria subsp. sativa (arugula) is the source of this 7368-nucleotide messenger RNA. Lineage: Eukaryota; Viridiplantae; Streptophyta; Magnoliopsida; Brassicales; Brassicaceae. The record is from the annotation of a GenBank genome assembly.
UCAUAAUAUAGUUUUCAUCUCUCCUCUUAUCUUCCAAGCAACAAUUUAUCUUCUUUGGAAAGAGAGAAACUCACGAAUCCACCACAAUACUUUCCGUCCUCCCGAAGCAGUCAUUAAGGAGAUUCAGGAUACAAUCAAGAUGCGUCUGGAUCCGCUUUCACGCAAGGAGCAAAUAAAAAAUAACCAACAGGCUUCUACCUCCUUACUAGGUUAGGUUACUCCCGAUUGAUUCGGACAGUGAAAUAUUUGUAUUUUGUCUCGAUUUGGCCUUCGUUGACUUGGAGUGAUUUAAUAUCGUGUGGGAGAAAUGGCUGUUGUUGCGAAUUUUAAUACUAAACGUUAUUCUUGGUGGUGGGAUAGUCACAAUAUCCCCAAGAACUCUAAAUGGCUUCAGGAUAAUCUUACAGAUAUGGAUAGUAAAGUCAAGCAAAUGCUCAAGGUUAUUGAAGAAGAUGCAGAUUCUUUUGCUAGGCGAGCAGAGAUGUACUACAAAAAGCGGCCUGAGCUUACGAAAUUGGUGGAAGAGUUUUAUCGAGCGUAUCGUGCUUUAGCUGAAAGAUAUGAUCAUGCCACCGUUGUUCUUCGUCAUGCUCAGCAGACUAUGGCAGAAGCGUUCCCAAACCAAGAUCACACCAUGAUGUUUUGUGAGGAAUCACUCGUUGGUUCUUCCGCCGAUGAGUUUGAUCCACAAACGCCUGAAAGUUAUCCUCCUAUCCGAGCUCCGGUUUACCCCACUGACUUACAAAAAGAUGCUUUGGGGAUCUCUUCCUCUCAUUUGAGUACAGUUAAGCGAAAUAUAGCCUUCAUGGAAGAUACUCAGUCUUUGAAUAACGGGCAAGGUUUGAAAAUUAGAAAGACAAGAAAAGGACUGGAUUUCAGUGAUGUUGAUGGAAACGGAAGAAAUGCGAAGGUUCUUUCAGAGUCUGAACGCGCUAGCAAAGCUGAAGCUGAGAUAGUGGCGCUAAAAGAGGCUCUUUCAAAAGUGCAGGCUGAAAAGGAAGCUAACUUAGCUCAGUUUGAUCAGAAUCUGGAGAGACUGGCUAAUCUAGAGUCUGAUGUAUCUCGUGCACAAGAGGACUCAAGGGGUUUUAAUGAACGAGCUACAAGAGCUGAGGCUGAGGUGGAAACACUCAGAGAAACUCUCAGAAAAGUAGAGGUUGAAAAGGGAUCCAGCUUUCUUCAGUAUCAGCAAUGUCUACAAAACAUAGCUGAUUUGGAGGAUCGCAUUUCUAUAGCCCAGAAGGAGGCUGGAGAAGUAGAAGAGCGAGCCAGCCAAGCUGAAGCCGAAAUUGUAUCCUUGAAGCAAAGGCUUGUCGGAUCAGAAACUGACAAGGAAGCUGCUCUUGUCCAAUAUAGGCAAUGCUUGGAAACCAUAUCUAACUCGGAAGAGAGAUUGCGCAAGGCUGAGGAAGAUGCCAGGUUCAUCAAUCAACGGGCAGAAAAUGCUGAUGGUGAAGUUGAAAGCUUGAAGCAAAAGGUCUCCAAAUUGACUGAAGAAAAUGAAGCUUAUGAACUCCAAUACCAACAGUGCCUGGAGACAAUUGCAGAUCUAAAGCUCAAGCUGUUUCAUGCUCAAGAAGAAACCCAAAGGCUUAGCCGUGAAAUAGAGGAUGGAGUUGCCAAGUUAAAGGUUGCGGAAGAAAAAUGUGUAGUGCUUGAGAGAUCAAACGAAAAUCUGCACUCUGAGCUGGAUGGUCUAUUGGAGAAACUAGGGAAUCAAAGCCAUGAACUCACGGAGAAACAUGAAGAGAUGGGAAAAUUGUGGACUACUGUACAAGAAGAACACUUGCGUUUCAUGGAGGCUGAGACCGCCUUUCAAACCCUGGAACAAUUGCACUCUCAGUCUCAGGAGGAGCUAAGCACUUUGGCAUUGGAACUGCAAAACAGGUCUCAGAUCCUUAAAGAAAUGGAGACCCGUAACAUUAGUUUACAGGAGGAAGUCCAGGAAGCAAAAAACGAGAACAAAUCCCUUAGUGAGCUCAAUCUCUCUUCGGCUGCAUCCAUUAAAAUUUUGCAGGAGGAGGUCUCGAGAUUAUGGGAGAAUAUACAGGCACUUGAAGCAGAAGUUGAACUGAGAGUGGACCAGAGAAAUGCUUUACAGCACGAAAUAUACUGUCUUAAAGAGGAAUUAAGCCAUAUAGGAAAGAAACACCAGUCCAUGGUAGACCAGGUGGAGUUGGUUGGUUUACAUCCAGAAGGCUUUGGAUCUUCUGUCAAGGAGCUGCUGGAGGAGAACUCAAAGCUAAAGGAAAUUAAGGAACGAGAAAGUAUCGAAAAGGCUGCCCUGCUUGAGAAGUUAGAACUGAUGGAAAAGCUUGUUAAGAAAAAUCUUGUUCUGGAGAACUCCAUAUCAGAUUUGAAUGAUGAGCUGGAUACAAUCAGAGGAAAGCUGAAGAAAGUGGAGGAAUCUUGUAUGUCACUUGAAGAAGAGAAAUCAGGCCUUCAUUCUGAGAAGGACAUGUUGAUUUCCCGCUUGCAGAGUGCUACAGAAAACAGCAAGAAGCUCUCUGAGGAAAACAGGUUACUGGAGAAUUCUCUUUUUGAUGCCAAUGCAGAACUUGAAGAACUCAAGUCAAAUUUGAAAAGGCUAGAAGACUCUUGCCACUUGCUGAAAGAUGACAAGUCCAGUUUAGUAAAUGAAAGAGAAAGCUUACUCUCUCAAAUGGAUAUAAUGAGAAAAAGCAUUGAAGAUCUGGAGCAAGAACAAGCAGAGUUAAAAGCGAGAGUUUUAGAAUUAGCGACUGAAAGGGAAUCUUCUCUUCGGAAAAUUGAAGAGUUGGGAGUGUCUUUAGAUGCCAAGGACCGUGAGUAUGCUAGCUUUGUGCAAUUGUCCGAGAGUCAGAUGAAUGGCAUGAAAUCAAAGAUUCACCAUCUUCAAGAUGAAAACCAACGCGAGGAGAGAGAGUAUCAAGUGGAACUCUAUCGAGCUCAUGAUGCUCACGUCGAGAUUAUUGUUCUGCAAAACUGUUUGCAGGAGUGGCUUGAGAAGAAUUCCUCUCUCGUUGCUGAGAAUCAGAAGAUCAAAGAGGCUUCUCAACUGUUAGAAAAGCUAGUUUCUGAAAUGGAACAGGGAAAUAUUGGGAAACAAGUGCAGAUUGAGUCCUCGAUUAACUGCAUUAAAACACUGAGAACGGGGAUAUUCCAGGUAUUGACGAAUCUUGAAGUUAUCCCAUGUACAUAUUCCAGUGAUGAGAACUCACAAGACCAGAAAAAUAUGCAUGCCAUAUUAAGUAGACUUGAUGAGAUGCAAACUAUGCUUAUGAAGAUUCAGAAUGAAAACCAGCAGUCCGCUAUUGAGAACCUGGUCCUUGUUGAAUUUCUUCGGCAACUGAAAUCAGAAGCUGUUGGCAUUGCAGCAGGGAAGAAACUCCUUGAGAAAGAACUUGAGUCUCAGCGAUGCCUGCUCUCCCUUUCGCAGGGUGAGAUCCAGAAACUUAGCUACGUGAAUGGAGAAUUGUCCACAAAAGUUAACCAUGGAGUCAACAGAGAAGAAGUCAUGAAGUUGGAAAUUGAGGAUUUGCACAGGCAAGUAUUGCAACUUCGAAGUGACUACACCAUUCUGCAGGGAGAGAAUUACAGAAUUUUGGACGAGAAAGUGUACUUGACAAAGUCUACACUGCAGUUGGAGGAGAAGAAACGUGAACUAGAAGAGGAUAUCUCUUUGCUUCUCUCUGAGACUAUAUACCAAAACAGUCUCAUUCUUCUUUUGGAAGAUGCCGUUUUAGAAAAACUUUCAGGGGCGGUGAAACUAAACGAGGAUUUAGAAAUGCUCAGUUUUGUUAAGAGUAAGCUCGAGGAAGAGGGAAGGGAGGUUGGUGGUAAGUUAAAUUCUACAGAAACUGAGAACUUGCAGCUUAAAGGUUUGCUAGAGAAAACAGACGCUGAACUUUCUAGUGUGAAGGAUCAAUUGGUUCAAAAGGAGAAAGAACUCUUAGAAGCUAUGUUGAUGAUCUCCAUCGUGCAAAGUGAAAAAUCUGAAUUAUCCAAGGCAGUGGAGGAUUUAGAAUGUAAAUACAAGGAAACUAAAGCAAUAGAAGAAGAUAAAGAGAAGCAGGUUUUGAAACUUCGAGGAGACUACGAUGAGCAGGUUAAGAAGACUGGUCAUGCAAACGAUGCUAAUCUGAAACUGGAAGCUGAACUCGAAGGAAUCAAAGUGGAGAAGGAAAAGCUGAACCAGGAGCUUUCCAAAGAGAAGAAUGAGGUUGAACUAUGGGAGUCUCGAGCUUCAACAUUGUUUGGAGAUUUGCAGAUUUCAGUUGUUCGUGAAACAUUGCUUGAAGGGUUGAUCCAUGAGCUAGCAGAAGACUACAAGAGCCUUGAAGAAAGAAGCACAUUAAAAGACGUGGAGAUUGGCCAGCUUAAAGGAAGUGUGAACAACUUAGAGGAUGCGAACAAAGGACAAAACGAUCUUAUGAGUAAAUACGGCCAAGUUAUUAUCUUGUUGAAGGAAAGCAUAGAAUCUCUUGAAAAACACAUUGCUAUGCCUCAUGAAUUCGAGAAUGGACCAGCCAAGGACACUGCUUCACUGGUGGAUAACAACGAGGGAGUCUUAGAGCUGCAAGAAAUGUGUUUGAGAAUCAAAGCUAUUGAAAAGGCGGUAGGCAAAAAGCUUGCAGUGCAAGAACUAAAUACAUCAAGCAAAAGUGGAAGUCUGCGGAAACAGAACAGUGAAAUCUAUGCAGAGGAAAGCGAAAUGAUCACGAAAGAUAUCGUACUCGACCAGGUUUCUGAUUGCUCAUCAUAUGAGAUUAGUAAGAGAGACAUUCUGAAGACAGAAGAUGAUCACAGUCUUGAGCCAAAACCACAAACACCUCAGAAAGGCAAAUCCAUGUCUGAAGAGCCACUGGUUGUGGACAAACUAGAGGUUUCAGAUAGAUUCACGGAUCCAAGCAAAGAAGUAAACAAGAGGAAAGUUCUCGAGAGACUUGAUUCGGAUUUACAGAAGCUCUCAAAUCUUCAUGUAGCCGUUGAAGAUUUGAAAAGCAAAGUGGAGAGAGAGGAAAGAAGCGAGAAAGGAAAAGAAGACGAGUACGAAACAGUUAAGGGACAGAUCAAUGAAGCAGAGGAAGCGUUAGAGAAACUUCUAAGCAUCAAUAAGAAACUGGUGACAAAAGUAGUAAACGGAUUUGAGAUAUCAGAUGGAAGCAAAUCAUCAAUGGAGCUUGAUGAGAAUGAGAAUAGCAGAAGGCGGCGAAUAUCAGAGCAAGCGAGAAGAGGAUCAGAGAAGAUUGGGAGGUUGCAGUUGGAGAUACAGAGGUUACAGUUUUUGUUACUGAAGCUGGAAGGAGAAAGAGAGGAUAGGGCGAAAGCUAAUGUGUCGGAUAGUAAAACGAGGACUCUUCUUAAGGAUUAUAUCUAUGGUGGAGUGAGAGGUGAGCGACGGAAGAGGAUGAAGAAGCGGUUUGCGUUUUGUGGGUGUGUGCAACAACCACCUCCAUCUCCUUGAUCGUUUUGAAACUAGUUAAAAGCAUAAUAAUAAUAAUAUUCAUGUGAAUGAAAGUGAGUUUAAGUUUAAUAUAUGAAUAUGCCAAACAUAUUUUUUAAUAUAUGUUACUGCGUUUGGAAGAUUUUAAACGAAAAACUUGUAUAUUGCAUAUGGCUGCAAGUUCAUUUUGUUGUUUUUUGGUAAGUCCUUUCUUGUAGAAUUAAACUAGACUUGGGUAAAAUAAAUGAUUUUGGCUUUACAAAUGAAGGUUCCUAUUUGAGGAUUUUGCAUCAGAAAGUCCAUUGUUACUGAUACUGAAUAUAUAAGUUGAUUAUUUGCAUUUCUAAAGUAACUUUGGCUUUUGUUUUCAAAAUUUUGUUUUUAUUCAACUUUUGAUUUUAACAAAAUGGACUUCUUUAUUCUUUUUUAUACUAUCCAUAAUGGUUUUAAAAUUCAAUAUCCUCCAUUUCAUCUUUUAACACUCCACUUUAUCUUCUCUUUCUUCCACCUCAUCAUUCAACACACAUUCAACUUUUAUCCACUACAAUUGUAUUGUUUAAUAAAUUUCAAGACCUUAAUUUUUUAAUUAAUAAUUUUUUUCUAUAUCCAAAUUAAAUAAACCUAAUAUUUAUUUAUAGGGAAUUUAAAAUAAUUUUUUUUGUAUAAAAAAUAAAAAUAAAAUAUUUAAUUUAUAAUAAGAUUAUUGAUUUUAAAUAAGGAAGAGGAUAUGAAAAUUUCAAAAAAUCUUAAAAAGUGACAUGUGUCAUCGAUGGCCUCCACUUUCAUCUUAUUCAACAUGUUGAAUCUUUUCAACACAGUUUAAUCCACAUCAUUAAAUUUCAUUUUUCAACAUUCUCAUUGUAGUGAUUCAACUGCUGAAUCUUUUAUUCAGCACCCCCAUUGUAAGUAGUCUAUGAGAAACUAGUUUUUUCUUGUUUAAAUGUUUUAUACCCAAGAGGUAAAAAAGUUGAUUGUUUCCAAAAUUUGGAAUUGUUUUUAAUUUUUGUUCUUCUAAAAACAUUGUUCAUCCAAUCAAAUUAAAAAUGGAUUUCUAAAAAUUAAACUAGUUUUUUUUUGUUAAAAUGACUGUCUAUUUCUAAACAAAAGUGAAAAUCUAUUUUUUAAGUUUUGUUGCUCAAAAAUAAUUUUACACUUAUUUAUUAUUUUUAUAGUAUUUAAUACCAGAUUAAAACAAAAACAUGGUUUUAAGACAAUACAUCCAUCCAAAAAGAAACAUUAAAUCGAGUACUAAUUAAAGAAACUCUGAAUUGAGGUGGUUAGAGAAAUAUGUGAUGCUUAAGGUAAUCAAUUAUCUUCAAACAAAAAAAAUCACCAACCCCACAAAAAUGAAAAUAGUUUCUAACUGGUGAUGAAAACCAAUGGCGGACCCAGCUCUAUUUUUAAGGGGUGUCAAAAAUUUGGGCUUUAUCCCAAUUUAAAACAUUUUUAAUAAAAAUCAGUAAAAAGUGGGCAUUAGAAGAGUUCGAACUGAGGAAUGGGGGGUCAGGAAAGAAACCUCUUAGCCAACUAAGCUACGUUCUGGUCAUGGGAAUUGAAUAAACUCACGAAUAUUUAUAUUUAACCUAUUGCAGGUGACACCCCUUUAUGCUACAUGGAUCCGCCUCCGAUGAAAACCAAGCAGAAGAUUAUGUAGUAAGAACUUCGAAGACUGGAGGACCGGCGAGGAGAAGACCACUGAAGAUAAAUUAGAAGUUGAGAAGCACCAAGAAUAGUCUGAGGCUGUUGCAGGAGGAGCAAUAUUUUGAUGCUCAACCAUUCUCACUUGCUAAUAAUAAUGAGCAUCUUUAUGUAUAAUCGUAUACUUAAUGCAUUUUACAUCUAUGAUAUUAAUGAAACCUACCUUAGGGUUGUCUAGUAAAUGCUAAUAAUAAUGACUCUCUAAACACAUACUUAUGUGAUAUGUAGAGCAUUUUACAUCUAUG